GUCUAGGGUUUUUGGAUGGAGGUUUGAACUUGAAGACUUCAAUGGUAAUAGGGGGUUAUCAAUUGGUGGAUACCCUUCUACAUUUUGAUGUAGGUGCUUCUAGGCUAGGAUUUACUCAACAAAAUUGUUCUGAGUUCAGAUUAAACUCUGCGUUUAAACAUACAUUGUAACAUGUAUUAAAUGUUGUUCAAUUUUGGUAACAACUACAUGACUACAUGCAAUGGUCCUAUACUUGACUUUCUGUACCUACAAAUUGUGCUUAUUGUACUAGAUUUUGAAUAUCCAGAUGAACUUUUUUUGUGCAUGCCUGAAGCACGAUACUAAAGGGCAAACAAGUGGGUGCAAAGAUAAAUCCACGUAUUGAAUUGAGUUUAUGAGGGUAUAUUAGGUAUUAAAUUUGAGUUUAAAGAAACAUUAAUAGUUUAGUUAAAAAUCAAAUGAGUGCAAAGAGUAAGUUGGGUGUAAAAAUAUGUUAGAUGAGUUUAAAUAAAAUUUCCUUAUUAAAAUUUAGGAAGCCCUUACCAACACCAUUUAUUUCAAAUGGUAUAUAUAUCCAUCAUUUAAUUUAAAAAAAACCAAAAUGUACAGAAAAUUAAGAGAAAAUAAAAACCAUAAAUUACCACGACACAUUUAAUUCAGUAACUAACGAAUACAUGCAGCAGAUAUUCGCUCCCUCUCUCUCUUCCUACUUUCAAAACCAAAUCCAAUGCAUAUUCUUUAAUUUUAUUUCUAUUUUUAUAAAAAUCUUCCCACAUUUAAUUAGCCUUAUAUUUUCCAUUUACAAAUCUCCUGAAAACCCUCCUCUUUAUUUUUUUUUUCAUUUUUGAAAAUCCUUAGGGUUUAUGUUUUAACUCACCAAAAUCCAUUGCUCUACCUUCAAGAGGCUAGACUAUUUCUUCUGUAUCUUUCCCUGGCUUUCAAUACAAUCCUUCUCCUCUGCGGUAAUUUUCCAAUUUCUAGUCUGUUUUCUAUUUUUAUUUUUUUUCACCAAGAAUUUGUACUUGAUGAUUUUUUUAUGUAUUUUUCUCAAUGAUUAAUGAUUGUGUUGUUUUCAUCGCUGAUAUUCUUAAGGGUUUUGGGUAAUUCAUGGUUUCUUGAAAUCAAAACCCUCUAAGGAUUUGAUCUUGUUAAUGUUGCAAUGUGCUUCUAAUGCUUUUGUAAUUUAGUUUUUUGUAUAAUAUUAUUAUUAAUUUUUGUUAUUCAUUUGGUUCUAAAACAUACAUAAAUUCUUGCAGUGCGAAGAAAUGGCUAAGCAGAACACAGCAAAAGAAGAUUUCUCCCUAAAGGAGACCUCGCCGAACAUCACUGGCCGGAGGUUCUCCACGGGCCCCAUGACCUCCUUUGAUCUUGUCGAGCACAUGCAGUAUCUCUAUGUCAGGAUAGUGAAAGCCAGAGAUUUGCCACCUACCGCAGACCCUUAUGUUGAACUGAAUCUCGGAAACUACCGGGCAGUAACAACACCUUUCAAAAAAAAUCCAAACCCCGAAUGGAACCAAGUGUUUGCUUUUUCGAAAGACAGAAUUCAAGCUGUUAGUAUGGAGAUUUUGGUGAAGGACAAGGCUGUUGUUGGACAAGGUGGUGAUCAUGGAACCAUUGGGAUGUUUGGUUUUGCUAUGGCUGAGUGUCCUAGUAGGGUUCCGCCGGAUAGUCCAUUGGCGCCGCAAUGGUACAUGCUGGAGGAUCAAAAUAAGGCCAAGAUUAGAGGAGACCUAAUGCUUUCUUAUUGGAUUGGGACGCAAGCAGAUGAGGCCUUUCCAGAUGCUUGGCACGCUGAUGUUGCAUCGGUAAGUGGGGAUGGACUUUCGAGUACUCGUUCGAAGGUUUACCUUUCACCUAGGCUUUGGUACAUGAGAGUGAAUGUGAUUCAAGCUCAGGAUCUUGUGUUAAAAGACAACAACAGAAAGCAAGCACCGGAGUUUUUUGUGAAGGCUCAGUUCGGGAAUGUGGUUUUGAGAAGUGGAGUCUCGACGGAUAAGAAUUUCAACCCUACUUGGAAUGAGGAUCUAAUGUUUGUUGUUGCAGAACCGUUCGAUGAUCCUUUGGUGGUAAGUGUGCAGGAGAAAACGAAUAACAAGGAGGAAUCUGCCGGGCAGAUUGUGAUUCCUUUGAGGGAUGUGGAUAAGAGGAUAGACGCUACUCCGGCUACUCCCAAGUGGUAUAAUCUUGGGACGGUUGAAGUAGUUGAGGGUGUGCUGAAGGAGGUGAAGUUUGCGAGUAAGAUCCAAAUAAGGGUGAGUUUGGAUGGAGGAUAUCAUGUUCUUGACGAGCCAGCUCACAGUACUAGUGAUCUUAGGCCAACUGCAAAGCUUCUUUGGAAGCCUCCGAUCGGGAUUUUGGAAUUGGGAAUCUUGAAUGCAAAUGGUUUGUCACCAAUGAAGCCUAAGAAUCGUGUUGACGCAUAUUGUGUAGCAAAAUAUGGGACAAAGUGGGUGCGAGCAAGGACGGUUGUUGAUUGUUUGUCUCCCAAGUGGAACGAACAAUACACAUGGGAAGUCUAUGAUCCAUGCACUGUCAUUACCAUUGGAGUUUUCGACAAUGGGAACUUGCAGGGUGGGGAUAAACUGGGCAUGGAUUUGAGUAUUGGGAAGGUAAAGAUCCGUCUAUCUACCCUUGAAACUGGUAGGAUUUACACGCAUUCAUAUCCUCUUGUGGUUCUACAACCUACUGGGGUGAAAAAGAUGGGUGAAAUCCAACUGGCUCUGAGAUUUUCAUGUCCGUCUUUGCCUAACAUGCUUCACACAUACACACGGCCUCUGCUGCCUAAGAUGCACUACAUUCUCCCACUGUCUAUAUAUCAGCUUGCUAGUUUACGACACCAAGCUGCAUUGAUUCUCUGGUUGAGGUUGAGCCGGGCUGAGCCACCACUUAGGAGAGAGGUUGUGGAUUACAUGUUAGAUUCCACUGCGCAUCUGUGGAGUUUUCGAAGAGGCAAGGCCAAUUUUGUCAGGAUCAUCAAGCUAUUUGAUGGAUUGGUCAUGAUGUUCAAAGGGUUUGAUAAAAUACGGAAAUGGACUAACACCAUUACCACGGUGCUUGUUCACGUUGCCUUCACGGUCAUGCUUUUUUUCCCCGGUCCGACAAUUUGCUUAAUGUUUUUAUUGCUGUUGCUGAAAGGGGUUUGGAAUUACCGGAAGAGGCCUAGACAAAUUGUGCACAUAGACACAGAACUGUCACAAGCAUAUGGCGUACAUCCAGAGGAUUUGGACGAAGAGUUUGAUACUUUUCCAACAAAAAAGACUGGUGAUGUUCUGAAACGAAGAUAUGAUCGUCUUCGAGGCAUUGCAGGGAGGAUUCAGGCAGUGUUGGGGGACAUAGCGACACAAGGUGAAAGGGUGCAGUCUCUGCUGAGUUGGAGGGAUCCAAGAGCCACAACUUUAUUUAUGAUCUUCUGUAUUAUUGGUAUGAUCCUAUUUUAUAUCUGCUCGUUGAAGUUGAUAGUUUGGCUUGCAGGAGUUUAUGCAAUGAGACAUCCAAAAUGUCGGGAUAGAUUCCCUUCGCUCCUGCAAAACUUGAUCAGGAGGAUGCCGGCAAGAUCAGAUAGCAUGUUGUGAGGAGAGCCUUAAUCUUUUGUAUUUCAAUCAGUCGAAGUUUAUCUAUGGACAUUUGUUUUGUGUUUAGUUUCUUCUUCUUUCUCUUUUCUUUACGGAACAGUUGGCAAAUGUUGAUCAUGUUCUCUAAUAAAGAUGAUUUGUAUGCUAUAAGAAACACUUCUAGCUAUGUUCUGUAAUGAAGCACUUCUUUUUUCUC
Pyrus x bretschneideri (Chinese white pear) is the source of this 3747-nucleotide messenger RNA. RefSeq names its product FT-interacting protein 3-like. The record is from RefSeq and is a predicted model, not a curated record. Lineage: Eukaryota; Viridiplantae; Streptophyta; Magnoliopsida; Rosales; Rosaceae. The transcript has a single exon. Bases 1245 to 3551 code for a protein of 768 amino acids.